This is a messenger RNA of Puccinia triticina, 171 nucleotides long. RefSeq lists its product as uncharacterized. The transcript is spliced from 2 exons. Lineage: Eukaryota; Fungi; Basidiomycota; Pucciniomycetes; Pucciniales; Pucciniaceae. Bases 1 to 171 code for a protein of 56 amino acids. The record is from RefSeq and is a predicted model, not a curated record.
AUGCCAACAAGCAGAUUAGGUAUCCCCAAUACCAGUGUGAUCAAUGCCAGUCAGAAAAACUCAAAUAUGCCCAAUCCCAGCUCCCUUGAUGGUUUCAAAGCCACUGCUGCUUCCCCUUCCUCCAAUCCUUUUCUAGCCAGCACUGAGCAGAACAAAAUCUUGCCUCCUUAA